GUGGGCCCGGGGUACUCCCACCGCCUUCCCCCACGGGUGAAAAGACAGCGAGUUCCUAGUGACAGCCCAAGGGCACGCUCCCGGGAUACCAAAUCGCGAGGUGUGCAGGACGCGGAGGCACCUAGCAGCAGACAACCCUGUUUCUCCCUCUCUGGACACACGCCUUUACCCUUUAUGAAACUCAAGAGAGAGCAUAAAACAUGACAACAGCAGCCAGGCCGACUUUUGAACCUGCAAGAGGUGGAAGAGGAAAAGGAGAAGGUGAUUUGAGCCAACUCUCAAAGCAGUAUUCAAGCAGAGAUCUUCCCUCUCAUACAAAGAUAAAAUACAGACAAACUACUCAGGAUGCCCCUGAAGAGGUUCGUAACCGGGACUUCAGGAGGGAGUUGGAAGAAAGAGAGAGAGCUGCUGCACGAGAAAAAAAUAGAGAUCGUCCAACCCGAGAACAUACAACCUCCUCUUCAGUGUCAAAGAAGCCUCGGCUAGAUCAGAUUCCUGCUGCCAACCUCGAUGCAGAUGAUCCUCUAACAGAUGAGGAAGAUGAAGAUUUUGAAGAGGAGAGUGAUGAUGAUGAUACUGCAGCUCUCCUUGCAGAACUAGAAAAAAUUAAAAAAGAAAGAGCAGAAGAGCAGGCCAGGAAGGAACAAGAACAAAAAGCUGAAGAAGAGAGAAUUCGUAUGGAGAACAUUCUGAGUGGAAACCCUCUUCUUAAUCUCACUGGCCCUUCCCAGCCUCAGGCCAACUUCAAAGUUAAAAGAAGGUGGGACGACGAUGUUGUGUUCAAGAACUGCGCAAAAGGUGUAGAUGAUCAAAAGAAAGACAAAAGAUUUGUAAACGAUACACUGCGAUCUGAAUUUCACAAAAAAUUCAUGGAGAAAUAUAUUAAGUAGUACAGUUUUAUGUGCUUAAUUAAAGACUGUAAAAUGUUAA
Molecule: messenger RNA, 930 nt
Organism: Marmota monax (woodchuck)
Lineage: Eukaryota; Metazoa; Chordata; Mammalia; Rodentia; Sciuridae
Gene: Cwc15
Product: CWC15 spliceosome associated protein homolog
Exons: 7
Coding region: 201-890 (229 amino acids)
Biological process (GO): mRNA cis splicing, via spliceosome
Cellular component (GO): catalytic step 2 spliceosome
Molecular function (GO): RNA binding
Source: RefSeq, a predicted model, not a curated record